AUGAUGUAACUUUCAUUUCCAGAUCGGCAAGGGUCAUACACAUGAGUGCUGAGUUUAGUUACAAACCACUUUACGAAGCUGAAUCUUCUUUAUACAAUCACUUUGCUUUGUUGAAAUGAUGUUACGGACACUGUGUAGGACCGGCGGGGCCCUCCUGCAGCAAAGCCAGCGGACCGUGCCGAGGUUGUGGGUUACACCAGCCCAGCAGCGAUGGGCAUCCAGCCUGCCCAUGAACACCGUGGUCCUGUUUGUGCCCCAACAGGAAGCCUGGGUGGUGGAGAGAAUGGGCCGCUUCCACCGGAUCUUAGAGCCGGGUUUGAACUUCCUCAUACCCAUACUUGACCGAGUUCGGUAUGUGCAAAGUCUCAAAGAGAUUGUCAUUGACGUCCCAGAGCAGUCUGCUGUAUCUCUAGACAAUGUAACACUACAGAUUGAUGGCGUGCUUUACUUGAGGAUCCUUGACCCUUUUAAGGCCAGCUACGGUGUUGAGGAUCCAGAAUAUGCCGUCACACAGCUGGCGCAGACCACCAUGCGUUCAGAACUUGGCAAACUCACGCUGGACAAAGUGUUCAGGGAAAGGGAGUCCCUCAAUGCCAACAUGGUCCACUCCAUCAACCAAGCAUCAGACGAGUGGGGAAUCCGUUGCCUCCGUUACGAAAUCAAGGAUAUACAUGUUCCUCCUCGUGUCAAAGAGUCAAUGCAGAUGCAGGUGGAAGCCGAACGCAAGAAGAGAGCCACAGUGCUGGAGUCCGAAGGGUCGAGGGAGGCGGCCAUUAAUGUCGCUGAGGGUCGCAAACGAGCCCAGAUUCUGGCCUCGGAGGGUGAAAAGGCAGAGCAGAUCAAUAAAGCGGCUGGUGAGGCCCAGGCGGUCUUAGCCUUAGCAGAGGCAAAAGCUAAGGCUAUUCAAAUGCUGUCAGAGGCUCUGACUGAGCAGAAUGGAAGUGCAGCGGCCUCGCUAAGCGUGGCCGAACAGUACGUGUCUGCUUUCUCCAACCUCGCCAAAGAGUCAAACACCAUCCUCCUGCCCUCUAAUACUGGUGACAUUAGCGGAAUGGUCACGCAGGCUAUGGCCAUUUACGGCACGUUGGCAAAGACGAGCCCAAAUGUGGCACCAGGAGUGGUGGAGAAGAAGAGCGAAGAGCUUGUGAACCAAUAAGCACCAUCUCAAUAGCAAGAGGACUCAGUGAAUGAACUCAAAGCAGUAAAAUGACACAGAACCAGAAGAAGCAGAUGAUGUUUCAGUUAUCGGGGCUCCAAUGCAUCGCUGAGCAAAGUUCUCAUAACCUUCUACUAGCAGGACAGAAGGAACAACUUUACAAACUUCUGGGAUGUUUUGCCUUGGAGUCCUGGGAAAACCACCCCUUUUUGUAAGAGGAUUUUUAGUCUUCGCUGACCAUUGUUUAUGUCAUUAUUAUUAUUAUUAUUAUUGUCCGAUUGGGAAAUUAACGCCAGCCUUCAGCCAAAUAUUCGCAUACCAGCGACUCUGGCAGACAAACACAAGAGAAUUUGAUUUAUCAGCCAUUGUGGCAAGUUGAUGCAAAAAUAAGUUGUGUAUCAUUGCAUAAAUCCUAAUAGAAUUGGAUGCAAAGCUUUUGAAUUUGACUGCUCUACAUUGAGAUUUUAAGUGAAACAUCCAGUUUUUUUUACUUUUGCAAGGCUGGCCCAAAUAACUCUUGUCAGGUUUGGUGGUGGUGUAUUUACCUCUUAAGGCUUAUGGAAUAUUUUUGUUUAAUUACAUGGUUCUCUGUGAAGACAGCAACCGUGUCGUUUCAAUGACUUCACUGAUGCUUAAAGGUUUAUGAAAAAUAAUGCAAAAAUGAAAUUGGCACAUAUGUGUCAUUUGAAACUUUCACAGAGUAGUGACUUGAGUAGUUUUAUUACGUGGUGGCAUGGGAUGCCGUAAAGUACUUCUCUAAAUAUACAGUUAUGUUGGAACAAGAUGGGGUGGAACAACUCAUGAAAAACUACUGGACUUCAAAUGUAAAGUUUGUUAGACCUUGACUGUUGAUGAAGAAACAUUGGCAGUAUGAUUUGAAAAUGGAUAUUAAAGUUGACAUCCAUGUUUUGGGUCACUGUUUGUUUGGGUUCAGCCAUGUUACAUUACCAUAAAAUAAAAUAAAAGUUGGUUUACUA
Molecule: messenger RNA, 2133 nt
Organism: Micropterus salmoides (largemouth bass)
Lineage: Eukaryota; Metazoa; Chordata; Actinopteri; Centrarchiformes; Centrarchidae
Gene: stoml2
Product: stomatin (EPB72)-like 2
Exons: 10
Coding region: 116-1156 (346 amino acids)
Cellular component (GO): membrane
Source: RefSeq, a predicted model, not a curated record